Onthophagus taurus is the source of this 940-nucleotide messenger RNA. RefSeq names its product Negative elongation factor E (gene Nelf-E). The record is from RefSeq and is a predicted model, not a curated record. Gene Ontology annotation, biological process: negative regulation of transcription elongation by RNA polymerase II. Gene Ontology annotation, molecular function: RNA binding. Lineage: Eukaryota; Metazoa; Arthropoda; Insecta; Coleoptera; Scarabaeidae. Gene Ontology annotation, cellular component: NELF complex.
AAUUUCAAAAAAUUGUGUUACAGAUAGCAUCUUUAUCGACAUUUUAAGGUUAUGUUUAUAGCAAAUAAAAGUAAAUUUAAUAAGAUUUGAAGUAUUUUUAAAUAAUUUAAUCAUGGUUUAUAUUCAUUUUCCCGCUCAUUCAACGGAAGAAGAACAAAUGUUAAAAGCAAAAUACCAAAAAUUGAAAAAAAAGAAAAAAGCUUUGCAAGCUCUUAAAGCACCAAAACCCGAACCUGAGAAACCGGUAAUUCCUAAACGUCCGGCAGAAGCGAGAGAUGCUAGGGAAGUUGCUAAAAAACUGAUUAAAUCAGGGAUGAUAACCGCAAUUCCAAAACAACAGAAACAACCUGAACAGGGUUUUAAGAGACCCAGAGGAUUAGAGAGGAAAUUAAUUUCGGAAAAAAUAAGUGGAUAUCAACCAUUUUCAGCUGUACAAUCUGAUGAUGGACCGGAUAAUCCUGAAAAUAAACCACCAAGAAUUAAGAAUUUGUAUGAUACAUUUGCUACAGCUAGAGAUAGAGAAGAAAGGGGAUUAUCUGAGAAGCAAAGGGAAAAACCUGAAAAACCGCGACAAGGAAAUACUAUUUAUGUUGCAGGGUUUAAUAUUACUGAAGAAUUUUUAAAAAAACAUUUCUCAACGAUUGGAAAUAUUGUCAAUAUUUCAAUGGAGAUUGAAAAGAAUCGAGGGUUUGUUACUUUUGAUAAAGUUGAAUGUGCAGACAGAGCGAUAGCAGAGAUGGAUGGUAGUAUCGUAUCUGGGAUACAACUAAAAGUAUCUUUAGCAAGGCGACAACCUCAAAUUGAACCAAUUAAUGAUGCUACAUCAUCAUCAACUUGGUCCACUUUAGCUGCAAGUCAUUCACAAAAAGGAAAUCACAGAGAUAAACGCGAUUUGGUAUCUUACGAUGAUAUCAUUGAUUUUUGAAUAUUUAUUUUAGUU